This is a messenger RNA of Osmia bicornis bicornis, 3607 nucleotides long. RefSeq names its product CD151 antigen-like. Gene Ontology annotation, cellular component: membrane. The record is from RefSeq and is a predicted model, not a curated record. The transcript has 5 exons. Lineage: Eukaryota; Metazoa; Arthropoda; Insecta; Hymenoptera; Megachilidae. The coding region runs from base 139 to 963 and encodes 274 amino acids.
GUUAAUAUGCGAUGCAUAUGGCGUCACUGGUCAUCGAUGAUCCUCGUGACACCCAACGUGUUAAAUGAAUUCAGUGUAUUUGAAUGCCUGUUUUUAAGUCAUUUUUUUCAAUUGUUUUCUGAGCUGCAUUCGGGUUGAAUGACGCACAUGAAUUGGAACAAAUUUUUCACCGGUACAACGGACGAUGAUCAUCAAAACGAUAAAGAUGAAACGGAAUCGGAUGAUGAAGAAGACAUUACUGGUAGCAAUGCAACUGCAUCCACUGAUAAAAAGCCAUACUUUCUUGGAAUAGGUUUCCAUAAAUUUUCGUCUAAUCGUUUGUCAAAACGAUGCAUUAAAUUUGUCUUUAUAGUGCUCAACUCGGCAAUGUUUCUUGCAGGCAUUGUUGGUAGCGUUAUUUCGAUAUGGACACUUACAGACAAUUUAAUAAUGUCGAGAUUGAUCGGUCAACGUUUAUUCGUAACGACAUUACUGUUAAUGAGCCUAAUCGCUUCUUUCGUGUCGUUGUUUGGAAUUUUUGGCUUGCUUAAAAAACGAAGGAAUUUUCUAAACAUCUAUGCAUGGUGCUAUUUGUUGUUUCUAUGCGUCAUAUUUAUUAGCGCUAUAAUGAGUUUCCGGAUAUUUGAAGAGAUCAUCAGGAGGAUCCAUACUGACAUGGUCUCCUCCAUCAGACAUUACGAUUCCUUGCCUUCAAGCAAGGAAGCUUGGGACAACACUCACAGAUAUUUGAAAUGUUGCGGAAUAAAUUCCUCGAAUGACUGGGCUAAAUACUCCAUCGACAUUCCGAAAAGUUGUUGUUCCAGGAGCAUCGAAGAAUGCUUACAGAUGACACAUGAUGUAUCCUAUGAAUCAGGAUGUCUGAAAAAUGCAGUUCUUUUACUGAAGUCUCACGUUCAUGCAAUCAGUAUAUCAACUGUGUUACUAUUUUUAAUUGCAGUAAGUGUAAUCAUCGUUCGCGCCUAAAAUAUUGCUCACAAUUGAAGUUAUUUUAAUUUUGCAGUUAUUAAAUUUCCUUCUCGCGAUGUGUAUCCUUGCCAGAAUGAAUUGAAAAAAGAAAAAGAGAAUAAAGUCCUACAUUGCAUCCAAGUGUACAAAGAGACAUUUUGGUCAUUAAUGGAGAAGGGUUGGACGUAGUUCAAUUAGACGGUUUUCCAUCCAAUUACAGAUAUAUUAUAUCAUAGCAAACAUCGUGACUAUUUACAAUAAAUACAGUCGAUUAGAUUAUAUAAAUAAAAUAUAUCGUAUCGUAUUAGUUUAGGUUUACAGCAACACGUGACAGUAAACAAUUAGAUCAGCGGCAAAGUAGCGUAAUCUACUUUUAGGGUAGUGGUCGUAGUAGCUGCAGCAUGACAGAUUCUGCACAUUCAUUCUCUCUCUCUCUCGCUCUCUCUUACUUCGUUCUUAACUUUCGUUCUCUCUUUCAUUCUUUCCUCUCGAUAAAUCACUCUCGUUCUAACGCGUGCUCAAACUUCUGUGCUGUUCCUGAUUACCUCGACCUUAACCCUCCUGCACCGUUCAGGUUAAAUUAACCCGAAAUAAUUACAAUUGUUAAAAUAUUCGUUAUUAAGCAUACGAUCGACAAAUUUUCAACUGAAAAUUAUGAAAUUAGUAUCUUGGAUUAUUAGUACAAUAUUAAUGCUAUUCAAAGUUGGUCUUUCCUUCUCUUUCAUUAAUUUCAAAGAUAUCGAUUAGCUUCAUCAUUAUCACGGCAGUUAACGUAUUAUUAUUAAUACUCCCAAAUUGUUUAAUUCUGUUACGGAUCGAAAGAUAUUCAAUAUGAUAACAAUUUUAACGGUGCACAAGGGUUAAAAAAUAAAAUAUAAAAAAAAAAGAAAAAGUACGAGGUUUCGCUUCGCGAGAAUUCGAGUAAUAGACACCAUAUGGUCCGACGACGGAUUCACCAAACUCGGCCACAUAUUACACGUAUCAUUAAUCAUUGUUUCACGUCAUUUCGCGUACGAUCCCGUGGUUGUUAAUAAUAAUUGAUGCGAUAAUAGUUAAAUAGUAAUGAUGAUCGAAACCGUUCGGUGAGACACGUCUCGAGCUGUUCUACCCCGUUAAUUCCAGAAGUUUAUUUAUAUUUAUAUUUAUAUAUAUAUAUUUAUUUAUUUAUACGUAUAUUUAUAGAUUUAUAUUUAUAAUUGUAAUUCGCGAAUCGAACGCCUGCUUCUAUUUAGAAAGUUUUUAGCGAAACGAGACGAAACUUCACGGAAGUUAAGAGAGCGAAACCCAUUCACUCUUUUGUAAUCCUGUUUCAUUUUUUUAAAUUUUUUUUUAAAUUUUAAUUCUUUCCUGUCACUUCUGUUCCUUUUUUCUAUAACGAUAAUUAGAUACUCGAAGAAGUACAGUUAGGACUGACUGAUUCUUGAGACCCUGCACGUUGAAUCCGUCUUUUAAAAUCAGCUGGCACUGAUUCGCUUAAUAAUUUGACACGCUCGAUACUUUUCUCUUUCUUUUUCUCUCUCUUUGUCUUUUCAAAAAUAGUCAAUUAUCCUUUGAACGCCAUUGCCGAUUCAACGGUAAUAUAUGGUUACAGAUUACGAAUAAAUGGGAAUUUUGGAUGAGGAAGCUGGAAAGGGUGUUUCUGGAUGGGAGUCAGUAGAUUCAGAGUGUUUAGAUCAGACCUUUCCGUGUCAUUAGAAAAAUUUCUAUCAAUUGUGAUUCAGACCUACAAAAUUAUACAAUUAUGCAUCGACUAAAAUGAGGCAUUCGAAUUUUCAAAUAAAAAACUUUCAUAUAUUGAAAAAAUAAUAACUAAAAAAUAGUAUAAAAUUGUCAGUUUUAAAUUAAAAUUUUUCACUUGCCACUUAAAUUUGUAGUAUCUCUAAUGACCUCUCCCAUUGCAAAAACAAAUUUUUAAAAUCAAAUUUGAAAAAUUAAUGUACAGGAAACGGUCCAAUUCAAGUAUCAAGUUGUUGCAAAUGAAAUGACCGAUUUAUUCAGAAACUUUCAACAUCUGUAAUCGUUCCAACAACACGAAUCGUUCAAAAUUACUUUUCUGCCUUGUUUUGUCAAUUUUACAAGCUGAAGAUUUAUACAAUUCACGGAAUCGUGUUAGAGGUGAUUAACGCCAUGUCAACCAGCACCAUGGAAAAGAAAUGUAGAACGAAGGAUAUUGUUUGACCAUGGGAGUCGUUUUUGGAAAGAUCUGGUUUAGAUGUCCACGUGUCUAAGAGCUGUGAUUCGAUCAUCAACGAUCUUUAGGUCCUUUUUCAACGUUUCGUCCUUUCACGAAAAUUCGAAUAACAUUGGCAGCAUAAGUCGGAAGGAAACGCGAAAGGACAAACAUUAUUUUUUUUCUUGAAGAAAGAACGCGAUUCAAAAUUGUUCAUGUGCGAUAUUUAAAAAAAAAAAGAGAGCAUUUUUAACCUCGUUUGGACCACUUUCAAGGAUCGGUGUAUAAUGUUGCUCUAAACACUCGUUCAAGUCAAAAAUACGUCACGAAGCUUUCCUAUAUUAUUUCUCUUUCUCUUUUUCUUUCUUUAUAUAUAUAUAUAUAUAUAUAUAUAUAAUUUUUUUGUUCUUUUAUACACACAGUGUAAGAAGAUAAUUCUUUUUUCAUUUUUUUCGUUUUCUCAUCUAUCCAGACAGUAAUGUCGUUGUGAGA